Molecule: messenger RNA, 12135 nt
Organism: Plasmodium falciparum 3D7
Lineage: Eukaryota; Apicomplexa; Aconoidasida; Haemosporida; Plasmodiidae
Gene: ARK3
Product: putative aurora-related kinase ARK3
Molecular function (GO): protein kinase activity; kinase activity; ATP binding
Source: RefSeq, a predicted model, not a curated record
AUGAAGGAUUAUUAUAUGGACAAGAUUAAAAAGAAUAUUAAUGAAAUAAAGAAAUAUCAAAAUAUAAAUAUAUUAGAAAAAACAAAUGAAACUAAUAAUGCAUUUUUUUAUGAAAAUAAAAAUGUUACGUUGAAAUAUAAUGAAGAACAGAAAUAUAAAAAGACAGAGGAUAUAAUCAGUAAUAUAUCAACGGAUAAAAAGGAUAUUAAAAAUAAUAACUGUAAUAAUAUAUCUAAUGAUGAAUAUGUGAGAAUAGAAAAUGGACCUAAAAAUAAUUAUGUCUCAUAUAACAAUAACAAAAUAAUUAAUAAUGAUAAUGAAAAAUAUGACAAUAUAUAUAAUAAUUAUGGAUCCGUCAUACAUAAAUUAAAUGUACAAGAUAUGAAUAAUAUACCUAAUCAAAACUAUAAUAAUAAUGUUGUUAUUUCGACAAAGAAAAAUAAAAAUGAUGUAAUAUAUAAUAUACCAUAUAACACAAAUAGUUUUAUAGAUACAAAACAAAAUAUGAAUAUUAAUAACGAUGUAGGAACAAAAUAUUAUUUGGAUAAUAAUAAAAAUGGAUAUAUUAUGAAUGAAAACAUAAAUUACGAUAUAGAAAAUAAAAUGACAAAUACAUUAAAUGAUAUAAAUAAAUGUGUUCAUGUAAAUCGAAAUGAUUUUUCAUAUUAUCUUAAUAUAAAAGAUGGGAAUAAGAUUGAAGAUGAUAAUGCAACUUAUACACAUUAUAUAAAUAAUUCUAAUAUUCAUCAAUAUGAUAAUACUACUAAUAAUACAUUUUAUAACAAGAAAUGUGAUGAACAAUAUUAUGAUAAGUGUGAAAGUGGAACUCGUAUAAACAAAAUUAAUGAAAAAUAUAUAAAUGAACAUUUUAAUAAUAAUGGAAGUGAUGGAGACAAUAUUUAUUUUCAUAAACUCUUAUCUCAUAAAAAUAGCAAUGAAAAAAAAUAUGUUUUUCAAGAAAAAAUAGAAAAAAGAAAUAAUGAUAAAUAUAAAUAUUGUUAUAAUGAUAAGGAUAAGGAUAUAUCAUCAUAUAUGGUCAAUAAAGAAAAUUAUAAUGGUAAUAAAGAUUUAGAUAUAUUGAAUAAUUAUUAUCAAAUGAAAAAUAACUUACUCAGCAAUAAAAAUAAUAUAUAUAUAAUUAAUAGUAAUAAUCAAAAAAGGGAUUUGAGCUUACAAAAUAAGGAGGAUGAAAAAAUAGACGUAGUAAAAGAAAAUUGCGUACAAACUUUUGAUAAUAAGAAAGAAAAAAAAAAAAUAUAUAUAUACCAACAAUCAUUUAAUAAUAAUAAUAAUAAUAAUAAACAUUUUGAUUUGAACGAAAAUGAAUGUGUACAUAAAAAUGACGAGCAAAUAAUAAGGAGUAUAUAUAUCCAAGAUAAUACACAGCAUAUAUAUAACGAUAUGUGUGAAAAGCAAAUUCAUUAUGAAAUAAAAGAAAAUAAUCAGAAUAAUGUAUUAAUAAAUGAUAAUGCUGUACAUGCAGAAGAAGAUAUAUGUGUAAAAAAUUCAUGUCCAAUAUCUUUAUUAUCAUCACAUGAUAUUAUUCUAUCUAAAAAGGUUAAAGAAUAUUUUUCAGGCUCCGAAAAUAUUAAUUCACAAAGUUAUCAGUGUGAUGAACUUAAAAAGGAAAAUUUUAUAGGAAAACACAUAAUAAAUAAAAACGAAAUUAAUGAUAAUAGACCUAUUGAAUUUGCACAAGUGGAAAAAAAUAAUUUGGAAAAUAAAUAUUUACAUUAUCCAAAUGUUUUUUAUACAAAUGACAAAAUAAAUGAUAAAACUUUACAAGAAGAGGUAAAUGAAAAUUGUAUUAAAAAAAAAAUUAUUUGUGAUAAAAUUAAAGGAAUUGAAAAACUUAAAGAGCCAACAAACUCUAUAUUAUUGAAUAAAUACAAUAAGUAUGAUUUAUGUGAAGAAAAUAAAAUGGGAAAUAAUAACUCACACGUUAUAAAAAAUAUAUAUAACAAAGAAAAAAAAUCUUUUAAUGAAGAAGACAAAGGUAUAAUACAAAAUGAAAAUGCAAAUUUAUAUUAUAAUUAUAAUAAACAAUUUCCAAAUUCAGAAGAAAAUUUCCAUAAUGAACAUAAAAAACAAUAUAAUAUACCAAGAAAUAAUACCUUACGCUUAUUAGAUGAACAAAAAGAAAAUUACCAAAAGAAUGACAAAAAGAAUGACAAAAAAAAUGACAAAAAAGAUAACGAGAAUGAAGAAGAAUGCAAAUUUCCUUCAUUUUCCAAUUUUAUGUCACAUGAAGAAAAAUACAAAAAUGAUAAUAUAAUGCCAUAUAUUAAUAAGGCAUCUAAUGAUUCGGGAAAUUCAAACGAACUAACAAAUUUGAACAAAGGACAAGCUCAUAAGAAUUCUAUAUAUGAAAAGGUUAAUAUAGAUAAUGAUAAGGUAAAAAAGAAAAACUUACAUUCAAUAAAUGAUAAGAAAAUUAAAAUAAAUAAAACUUUUAUGAAUGAAAAGGAUAUGAAAGGAAAUAAUAGAAAAAAAUAUAAUACAGAAAAAAGGGAUAAUAUUAAAAGAAAUGAAAAUGAUAAUGAAAAAAAAAAAUUAUAUAUAAAUGGGAAUAAAAAUAUAUUUUUAUCAAAUAAGAAUUCUGAAAAAGUUCAUUUAGAUAAUUAUGAUGAUAAUAAUUUGGGAAGAAAAAAAAGGAGUUGUACCAUUAAUGAUAAUAUAAAUUUAUCUGAAAAAAAACAAUUAGAAAAAGAAUUGGAUGUAUAUUUAAAAAUUGAGGGAUUCUUAUUAUCAUCAUCAGCUAAGUCAUCGAUAUCUUUACCAUCAAAUUUAUCAAAUACAUAUUGGGGACAAAAAAAUCUAAAUGAAGAAACUAAUUUAUCUAAUGUACUAAAGAAGCAAUUUUCUAGUAAUAAUGAGAGGGAAAGGAGUACAAUAUUGACAACGGAAUAUUCCAACAAAAUUGUAAACUAUGAAAUAUCAUCUAGUAGUAUAGGUACAUAUGAUAAUUAUGAAAUUCAACAAGUAUUUGAUGAAAUGUUAAACAAUAGAUGUACAGAAAGGGAAUAUUCCAAAAAGGUUCAUUUGGAAUAUAUGGACGAUAAGGAUAAUGCAUUUUCUUCAUCGAAUCGUAUGACCGAUAUGUCAAAAAAAAUAAGUAAAAUUUUUAAUAAAAAUGGUAGUAUAAAUGAUAAAAUAAAUGAUAACAACAAGGAAAAUAUAAGAGAUAACAAUAAUGAUAAUACAUAUGACAACAAUAAUGAUAAUACAUAUGACAACAAUAAUGAUAAUACACAUGACAACAAUAAUGAUAAUACAUAUGACAACAAUAAUGAUAAUACAUAUGACAACAAUAAUGAUAAUACAUAUAACAAUAAUCAUUAUAAUAAUAUUAAUAGUAAGAACAGUUGUGAUAAGGUUGUUAAAAAUCAAAAUAAACAAUUAGACCAUUGUAUAUCUAAAAAACAUAAUUCCUUACUUAUAGAUUUAAUGAAGAAAAAGAAUAGAAAAAGAAUGAGAAGUAGUCAAAAUAAUUUUCAAAAAAAACUGGAUAAAGUAUUCGAUUUAGUUGUUCUCCCUAAAUCAGAAAAGGAACGUAAUUUAAUCGAUAAAAUUAUUUACUGUCUAGAUCCUUCAUAUGUAAAUAACACACUGGAUGAAGAGACAAAAUGGAAACAAAAAUUGAAAUAUAUGCAAGAAAAAUUUUUAGAAUCAAUACUUUGUAUAUCUUAUCCAAAUGAUUUGUGGACAGAAUCAACCUUUGAAGCCUAUUUGGAAUCAUUAAAUUUUAAUUCAUUAUUAGAUGAUACAUUUAUAAAAUAUGAAAAAGACCUUAAUAUAAAUUUGUUUCAUCCAGAAGAAGAAAUUUUUUCUGAUCCAGGAAAUAUUGGAGAAGGAGGUUUUGGAAUUGUUACGAAAAUGCGAUUUUUAACAUUCCCUCAAUAUUAUGCUAUAAAAAAAAUAUCAAAAGAUCAUAUAAUAAAAUCUCAAGCAGCUGGACAAGCAUAUUUAGAAGCAAAAUAUCAUUCUGUUUUGAGUCAUGUAAAUAUAAUAAAAAUGUAUGGUUGUAUGCAAGAUGAAGAAUAUAUAUAUCAUGUAUUAGAAUUUUGUUCCAAAGGGAGUAUUUAUUCUAUAUCUAAAAACUUUAAAAAAAGAAGAAUUCCAGAUGAAUUGGCUUAUAAAUAUUUUUGUCAUGUUGUUAAUGGAUUAUAUUAUUUAAAUCAAAUGGGUAUAUUUCAUAGAGAUAUAAAAAUGGAAAAUGUUUUAGUUGAUCAUAAAGAUAAUGCUAAAUUAUCUGAUUUUGGUUUGUCUGCUAUGAUAUUAGGUAAAAAAAGUCAUUCUUCAUUAUGUGGAACACUAGUUUAUUUUUCUCCAGAAAUUACAAGUGGUACUGGAUAUGAUUGGAGAUCUGAUAUUUGGUCACUUGGUGUUUUGUUAUAUGAAAUGUUAGUUGGAGAUGUUCCUUUUGAUGGAACAAAAACUCAAAUAGUUGAAUCCAUAUUUUCAUGUAAUUUGAAAUUCCCAGAUUUUGUAAACCCUUUAGCUAUAGAUUUAAUUAAAAAGACAUUAGUUGUUGACGUAAAUAAAAGAAUAAGACUAUGUGAAUUAUCUUCUGAUCCUUGGAUGCAAGAAAUGUGGAAAUUAAGUUUUCAAAAAAAUUUAAAUACUAACCAAAAUAUUAAUCAUCUUAAAAAGGAAGAUAAAAAUGAUUUUAAUUUCAUAAGUAAUUUAAUAAAAAAACAGUGCUUUAUAAAUAGUAGUUUCAAUGCUUCUUUAAAUUUUGACAAAUUAAAGAAAGGGAAAAAAGCAUACAAACAUUUCAUACAUAGUAAUUCAAAGGAUGAUAUGUAUUCUUUGAUUGUGGAAACACAACAAAGAUUAGCUGAUUAUUUAGAAUUAGAUGAUUCCUAUAUGAGUGACAAAAUUGAUUCUACAUCUGAUACAAUUAGUGAAUACGAUUCCAAUAAGUACACAUCUUCUUUUUAUAAUCUUUCAAAUAAGGAAAAAAAAUCUAAAUCUCUUUCGGGUACAGCUAUAAGAAAUGAAUUUGGGAAGAAAAAUAAAAAUAAGUUAAAUGAAUAUAACACUAUAAGUGAUCCUGUUAUAUGCAAAGUUGUAAAAGAAACACAUCUAAAUAAGUCUUUUAAAAAGAAAGAAGGGGAACUUUUUAAAAACGAAAAAAUAACAGAAUCUAAAGAUUUAAAAAAAAAAAAAAAAAAAAAAAAUGAAUGUGAUAUAACAAAUCGCGAAAAUAUAUAUAAUUCUAUAAAAGAAAAAUUUAGUGACUCCAAUAAAGAUAACACUUUUGUGAACAAAAAUGAUGAUAAAAUAAAAGAUGUUUUAUCGAAUGGAAUGACCAUUAAAUAUAGUGAUACUUAUUCACAAAUAAAUGAUCAAUUGGAUAUUACAAAAAUGGAUACAAUUGAUAAUGACAAUUUUGAAAAAAAACUCAAAGAGAAAAAUCAAAAUGAUUCUAUUGAACCAAAUAAUAUUUAUAUGGAGAAAAAAACAAUUGUAGAUAUGAAAAAUGGAGAUAGCAUUUCAAAUAUAUACAAUAAUAAUUUAAAAAAAGAAGAAGAUAUAAAAGAAAAUGUGGAAGUAUAUAAUAAUAUGAAUGAGAAAAUUUAUUGUGAAAACAUUUUAAAAAAUGGUACUAGCGAAAAACAACAUACACAUAUAAUGGAAAAAACUGAUAAAAACAGUAAUAAGGAAUUAAAAGACGUUUUUGAAAAAAUAGUUGAUACAUCAUGUGAAAAAACAAAUGUAGAUGAUAAUAUUGAUAAGUGUCAUGUAUUAAGAAAUAUUCCAACAUUUUAUAUGUCUUCCUUCUCUGGAUCUUUGGAAAAUAUUAAUAAGAUGACAAAUGAAAAAAUUGAUAUUGAUACGAAAAAUAGUGAAGAGGAUUUAAAAAUGGAAGAAAAAUUAAAAAGAGUGAAUACAAAGGUGAGUACAAAUAAUAAUGAAUAUAUAAUGAAUAAGAUAAAAAGCAAAGAAAUAAAUAAUAAUAAUAUUGAUGAAAAUUUAACGAAUAUAAAAUAUGAAAAAAAUCACAUUAAUAAUGAUGUAUCACAAAAUAAUUCUGUUGAAGAAAUAAAUAAAUCAUAUAUACCAAUCUGUGUUCAUAAAGAAUGUUCAACGGAUUUAAUAAAACAAAAUAAAUGUUCGAAAAUAAAUUUAAAAUUAAAGGAUACUUAUAUUGAUGAGAAGAUAAGAAAAGAUCAACAUGUUGGAGAUUUAAAAUUUACAGAUGGAAAAGGAGAAGAACAAAAGAAUGAUACGCAAAUAAAUUUGAAAAACGAUGAAUUAAUAAAGAUAGCAAAUGUAGAAGAAAAGAAGAAUGAAAAAAAAAAUAAUGAUCAAAACAAGUUAUCAAGUGAUGUGAAUACUGAAAUAUUAAGAAAAUAUAUUUCUGAUGUAAAGAACUAUCUAUUAAUAAAACCAUCUCUUAAUAAAAAUAAUAACAAUAAUAAUAAUAAUAAUAAUAAUAAUAAUAAUAAUGAAUAUAUUAAUGAGGAAAAGAAAGAUAACAUCAAUGAAAAAAAUGACAUAUCCAAAGAUAAGAAAAUACAAAGUAACAAUGAAACACAAAAGGAACCUUUAUUUUCGAAACUAUUGAACAAAGCAUUUGGGAAAAAAUAUACACAUGAAAAAAAUUAUAAAAAUGAUAAUGUUGUUGGAGAUAUACAUAAAUGUAGUGAUUCUCAUAUAUUAUAUAAAGGAAUAGGAGAAUGUAAUAAGAAUGGAAAUAUCAUUAAAGAAUGUGAAAAUAAAAAUGUUGAGAAAAUAGAUGAAAACACAAGUAUGUAUGAUAAAUAUAUCGAAAAAAUAAAUAAAUUAUAUUUGAAUAUAAAAAAUAAGAAAUUUAUAUAUGACCUGGAAAAUAUGAAAAAUGGAGGAUCUGAUGAAAAUUUUAAUAAAUGUAAUGAUAAUAAUCAUAAUAAUACGGAUCAUAUAAUAUGUAACAAUAAUAAUGUUGAUAUGAAUGAAAAUUGUGUGUAUAAAGGUUUGAAUUAUAAAAUGGAUAAAUCUAAAGACCUACAUAAUAAUAAUAAUAAUGAUAACAUUUUAAAUGAAUAUAAUUGUAAUUAUAAUUAUAUACAUGGAUAUAAAGUAGAUACAUCUAAAUGUUAUAAUGAUACGAAUAAGAAAAAUGAAAAGCAUUAUUACAUAAAUAAUCCUUAUUUUCAUGAAGAGACACAUAAUAACAAUAUAAAUAAUUUAUAUAAUUCUAAUGAAUAUCAUAAGAAUGUACAAAAUACAUCUCAAAAGAAUAUCCCCAGAUUAGGGAAUACAUUAUAUAAUAAAUUCAAUUAUGAAAAGUAUAUAGAUGAUAAGUUGGUAGAUUUGGAAGAGAAAAGAAUAUGUAAAGCAAAUUCCUGUUCUUUAUAUAAAGAAAAUAAAAAAAAAGAACAGACAUUAGUAGAAUUAAAACAAGAAAUUGUUGGUGAUAAUAAGUUAAUAAGUAGAACAAGGAUAACACCUGACUUUAUUUCUGUUGACAAAAAAUAUAUGAAUUCCAGUAAUAGCGAUAAUGGAGAUUUUGUUAUUGGACAGAAAAAUAAAUUAAAUUGCAAAAAUGGAGAAGAAGGACAAGAUGAUUAUACAAACAAUUUUAUACUUAGUUCUUCUAAUUCAGAUUUUUCAAAUGAGAGAAAAUAUAAAAAUGCAGAAAAAUAUAAGAGUGUCAAAUCGAACAAUGCACUUUUGAAUAAUAAUUCUAAUGAAUACGUACAAUAUGGAAAAGGAAAUAAACAAAAUAGUUUUAGUUAUAUUGAAAAUAAUAUGAUAAGUAAUAAUAAUAUGGAUAAAUAUGAAAAAAUCGAAUUUAAUAAUAAAAAUAAAAAAGGAUCAUGUAAUAAUGAGAAUAAUAUUAUAUCUUUUAAGCCUUUAUCCUUUAACAAUAAAGUAACAUUUAUGGCAUUGGAAAAUUAUAAUGAUAUGGACAAUAUGCAUAAUGUUAAUAAAAAUGAAAAUAUGUCUGAUAUACAAAUAAACCAUAAAAAUUUAUUCAAUGGAAAUAAAAGAAUAUCGUAUGAAUUAUCCAAUUUAGAGUCAAUAAAAAAAAUAAAUAAAAAUGAUAUCAGUAAUAAUUUGAAUUAUAUUAAAGAACAUUCUCCUUCUUUUAAUUCAACUACGAAAGGAAAUAAACACAGUAGUUUUACAUAUAACGCAAGAAAUAAAGUUAAUAAUGUUGUUAAAAAUAAUAAAAGAAGUGUAUCUACGAAUAGGCGUUAUUUAAUAAUAAAUAAUAAUAAUAAUAAUAAUAAUAAUAUGAAAGUAGGAAAUCCAAACAUGUAUAAAAAAGGUUUAUCCUAUAAAGUUCCACCAUGUAACACUAAUUAUAGAGAACUCAAUAAAAAUAAUCUCCCAAGUGCAACUCAAAAAAGAACGCUUUUAAGGGAUUAUAUAAAGAAUAAUGAUAAAAUGUAUACAAAAGAUAAACAAAAAAUGAAUAUAAAAUGUGAUUUAAAAUAUAACCAGAAAAGUAUUAUAAAAGAGAAACAAAAAAUAAAUAUAAAGCAUAACUUAAAAAGUGAUGCUAAAGGUACUGGAAAAAAAUCGUGUUCUCAUAAAUUACAAAAUGCGGAAAAAAAAUCAAAUGAUAAAAUUAGUAGAAAUAUUAAAGUUUCUAAUUGUUUGAAUAAAAGUUUGAAAGUUAAAAAUUUGAACAAUUUACAAAAAGGUAUUAAUGUAUUACAAAAGAAUGACAAACAUACGGAAAAAGAACAGAACGAUAUUGUCGAUUAUAAAUUGAAUUUAUUAGAUAAUAAAAUAGAUACAUACAAAAAUACAAAGAAGGAAGAAAAUAUUGAUGAGAAAAGUUACCUUAACGAUGAUUCUUCAAUAAUUAAUCGAAAAAUAAAUCAUCAUUAUAAUGAUAAAUCAGCGUUAAAUAAAAAUAAGGAAAUUGAAGUUUAUAAUAAAAGGGAAGAUAAUAAUAUAAAUGAAAAUCAAAAUGAAUAUGAUAAUAAAAAUUUAUUAAUAUAUCAACAAAAUGAUGAUCCAAAUGUAGUACAAGUUGAAAAAACACAAAAUGAUUUCAUAUUAAAUAAUAAAAAAGUUAACAAUACAAUUAUGAAACGACAUAAUUCAAACUCUAUUAAUAUGAAAGAAAAAAUGUCCAGAAUAAAUGAAACUAAAAAUAUAAAUGAAAACAUUAAUAACUCAAAAAAUAUCUCCGAAAUGAGUGAAACAAAUAACAAAAUGGAUAAUAUGGAAACGAGAAAAAAUACUAUUUCUUUGCAAGAUGUGAUUAAAAAUAAUUUAAAUAAUCUACAAAAGAAUAGAAAAAUGUUACUUCCAAACAAUUUAAAAAAUUCAAAAGUAAAACAAUAUUUAAAAAGCAAAAUAGAAAAAAUAAAAAUGCAAAAUGAUUAUAAUUUAUUAUACAAUACCAUGGAUAGUCAAAAUGGUAUUAAUAAAAAAUCUAAAAUUUUAGACAUAUAUAAUAAGGAAUGUAAUUCUAAAGAUAUUUUAAACUUACAAAAUGUUCAUCAUACCAAAAGAUCAACAAGUGAAUUUUUACAAAAUCCCAAUUCAAAAGCAUUUAAUAAUACAAAUCAAGAUUUACAAAAUGUUAAAACGGUAAGAAAUGUAACAUAUACAUCAACUAAUAAUUUGGGACAAAAUAUGAAACCUACCAUUUUACCAACAUAUAUAAACAAAGAUCAGAUACAAAAACAUAAAAGUGAUGAAAGGAAAAAAAAUAUAAUAAGAAAUAAUGAAAAAAUAUCAAGGAGUAAAAGUGAAGGAAUAAAACAUUUAAGGCUUUCUUCUUCAGAUAGUGAUUUAUCGUGUUAUUUAGAUUCUUUUAAAAAUACAUUUCAAGACAAAAUUAAUAAUAUGACAAACAAAAUUAAGGGAGAUGAAAAUCGUGAUGAAAUACCCUUGCAAAAGAUUAAUGGAAAUUAUAUAGAAAAAAAUAUUAUACAAAAGAGGGAAUGUUUCAACAGCAAUAUCAACAAAAAUACAGUUAGUAAUAAUAAAAAUAAAUUUAAUACAAAAAAUAAAUUAUGCACAAAUGUUGAAUCUAAUAAAAACCUAAAUUUUUCUAAUGUAAAAAGUAAGAUAGACACAAAUAUUCAUAAAAAAUCUAAUAAUAUGGAAGAGAAUAUAUUAAAAAAUAAGAAGAAUAGUAAUGUAACGUUUAAUGAAUAUAACAGAAGAACAAAAAGUGCCAAAAUUUUUAAUAAGUCGGAUAGUUUAUUAAAUACAACAAUUAAUACAUACAAAAAUUCUUCUAUAACAAAUAAUAUGAAAAUUUCAAAACAUGUUGUAAAGAAUAAAGUAAUAUCUUCAUCUAAGAGAGAUAAUUCUGUAAAAUUGAAUGCAAAGUUUUCAGAAUAUAAAAGGUCCCCUAUGAAAGGAAAAGAUUCUCUGUACAUAGAAAGUGAGGAUAUAAAAUAUGAAGAAGAAUUACAAAAGAAAUUGUUAUUAUUAAAUAAAGAUGAUACAUAUAAAAAGGAAGAAAAGAAAUAUGCUUCUAAAAAUGAUGAUAAGGAAAAUGUUCACUUGAUUAUUGAAAAUUAUGUUGAUAGGAAUGAUAAAUUAGAUGCUGUUAAAGAAGUUGAAGAAAUGGAUAAGAAUAGAAAAGAAAAUGAUAAUAAAAAAGGAAUAGAUGAUAAUAAAAAAGGAAUAGAUGAUGAUGAAAAGAAAAUAAAUGAUAAUGAAAAGAAAAUAAAUAAUGAUGAAAAAAAAAUAAAUGAUAAUGAAAAGAAAAUAAAUAAUGAUGAAAAAAAAAUAAAUGAUAAUGAAAAGAAAAUAAAUAAUGAUGAAAAAAAAAUAAAUGAUAAUGAAAAGAAAAGGAGUGAUAAUGAAAAGAGAAUAAAUGAUGAUGAAAAAAAAAUAAAUGAUAAUAAUAAUAAUAAAGUAUAUUGUGAUUACAAUAAUAAAGUAUAUUAUAAUAAUAAUAAUUAUAGUGAUGAAAAAUAUAAUGAUAAUUGUGAUUAUUAUUGUAGGGAUGAUACACAUGAACUUGAUAAGCACAAUAAAAACAAUGUUAAAAAUAUACAUUAUACAACUAAUAGGGAUGGUAAUAAUAAUAAUUUGGAAGAAAAAGAUAAAAAGAUGAAUAAUACUCAUGAAAAAUACUAUAAAACUCUACCUAGUCGAACUAAGUAUUAUAAAGAUUCGGAUACGAUAUUUGAUGAAGAAGAAUUAAAUAUCAUUGAAGGACAUAUUAUGAAACAUGUUUCUUUUGAAAAUUUAGAAGGUGUUAUUUCUAGUUCAGAUACAAGAAAUAAUAGUAACAAAAUUAAAAGAAAUUAUACUUUUAGUAAUAUUAGAUAUAAGAAUCAUACAAAGAAUACAUUAAGUGUUGAAAGAAAUUACUCAACUUUACCUAACAUGAAUAUUGAUCAAAUGAAUACUUAUGGAAAAUUACCAAAAGAAGAAAAUAAUAAAAAUUCCACUGCGCAUGUAUUUAUAAAAAAUGGUUAUUAUCUUGAAAAACAAAAUAUAAAGCAAAACAAUAAUACUAAGGAUAUUAUGAAAGAUAAAAAGAAUAUAUGUAAUCAAUCUAUACAAACAUAUUUGAAUGGUGGUAGAAAUUUAAAUAAUAUAAAUAAUAUAAACAAUAUAAAUAAUAUAAGAAAUAAGGAAAAUACCAAAACUACUAUAUCACCUUAUCAAUAUAAUAAACGUUUACAGAGUGAACAAAAUGUUACUAUAAGAAGUAGUUAUAAUCGUCAGAUAAGUCAAACAAUGAAUUCUCAAUACAACAAAAGAAAUAACUCUCAUGUAAAAAAUAAAAAUGUGAUCAAUAUUAUUAGUGCUAAAAUACCAGCUAUGUCAAAUAUUCAAAAAGAUACAUUAUUGACACAAAAUAAGAAUGUGACAAAACCUGUAUCCAAAAAAUAUAUUAGAACAUAUACUCUUAAUACAUAUGGUAUGAAUAAUCUAAGUAAUAAGAGUACUGAAUGCAUGAAACAAAUAAAUAAUACAUAUAACAAUAAUAAUAAUAAUAAUGAGAGGAUAGAAAAAAAUAAUAGUACAUUAUUUAUGGUAAAUCAUCAUAAAAUUCAUUCACUUAACAAUAACACAGAAAAUAUCAAUAUGAUAAAUAAACAGCAAAGAUUAGGUACAGAAUUUAUAAAGUCUAAUAACAGAGAAAAAUUAAAUGGCAACAUCAAUUUAAAAAGAAAUGUUAGUGCUACAAUUUUAAAUAAGACAACAUAA